GCUGUAGGCAACAUUAAAACACCGGGAUGCAGAUGGCAAUUGUUCUGAUGCUUCUAUGUGCGGGUAUUCAUGCUGCGCGGACUAACGCCCAAUGUGGAGGCGGUCUCACUCUGAUCGGACGCACCUGUUUUUUUGUCGACAAGAAAAUUAAAAAGUCUCGAGCUGCGGCAGAAGUCUUUUGCUGGAAAAAAGGAGCGCAGCUUGCCCACCCAAGAACUCGACAAGAAAACUCGGAGAUAGAGAAAUAUCUGAACACCUUCGAUUCUGGAUUUUGGUUCUUCGCAAACAUGUUUUGGUUUGGAUUAAAGCGAGUGUCAUCAGGCGAGUUCGAAUUCACACAAGGAAAGCCAGGCUACUCUCACUGGCAAAAGGGAGAACCAAGUGGCAGGGGAGAGAAAUGUUGCGAGUAUGUAUGCAAAGAUCACCACUGUCAGUGGAACGAUGCGAUGUGUAGCAUGGAGAAGAUGUUUGUCUGCCAGCUGAGAGUGUGUCCGCAGGCAUGUCUGCACAAAUCUGACACAAAUUCGACACCAACCACGACAACGACGACUAAGCUGCCCUUCUCAGAUACAGUCUCCCGGGUAACAAAAGAUGAAACACAAUGGUUCUUAACACCUACCCCACCUUCAGGCUACAGCUGGUCAACACUGACGCCAGAGGCAACCACUGUCAUCACAGGUCAACAAGCGGACCAGACAGAGGCUGAGGUCAAGGUCAAUAACAGGGUGAAGGCCACUGAAGUGCAGAAACAGUACAAUGGUAGCAAUUCAGGAUGUGGCAGCGUCUUCCUGGGUCUGCUUCUCGUCCCACUGUUGAUCUGCGUGAUGCAGAUUCUGUGAAAUAUAAAGAAGUCACUGUCGUGGACGUCGUUUCAUCCUUUGUGCCGUUGCUCAUGAUAUUAACCAUUUGUUUGUCUGGCCCAGACUGUAGUCUACAACAAAAGUUGAUAUAGCUGUACCACUGCUAAGUUCGAUGAAAUGC
Molecule: messenger RNA, 981 nt
Organism: Haliotis rufescens (red abalone)
Lineage: Eukaryota; Metazoa; Mollusca; Gastropoda; Lepetellida; Haliotidae
Exons: 6
Coding region: 27-839 (270 amino acids)
Source: RefSeq, a predicted model, not a curated record